AUGCGAGUCACAAGAGGAGUUGGUGCAGUUGGGUUGCAGUUUACCCUAUUGGAGAGGGCAUCUUACACUGAGAAGAUUAUGAUGAUUGGAAACAUUGCAUUAGGAGGAAUCAUGCUUUCCCUGAACUUGAUAGGUGUUAUACAAUGGUUUCACCCAAAUAUCACUGGAGUGGAGGCAGAAAAUUUACUGCUGACACGAGGCGUUGAUGGCAGCUUCUUGGCCAGGCCCAGUAAGAGCAAUCCAGGAGACUUCACACUUUCUGUUAGGCGGAAUGGUGCUGUCACUCACAUCAAGAUUCAGAAUACUGGCGAUUAUUAUGAUCUGUAUGGAGGCGAAAAAUUUGCCACGCUGGCUGAGUUAGUACAGUAUUACAUGGAGCAUCAUGGACAAUUGAAAGAAAAGAACGGUGACGUUAUUGAGCUCAAAUACCCCCUCAACUGUGCAGAUCCGACCUCGGAAAGGUGGUUUCAUGGGCACCUCUCUGGGAAAGAAGCAGAGAAAUUAUUAACUGAGAAAGGAAAACAUGGAAGCUUCCUCGUGAGGGAAAGCCAGAGCCACCCUGGGGAUUUUGUUCUUUCUGUCCGCACGGGGGACGAUAAAGGCGAGAAUAAUGAUGGCAAAUCAAAAGUGACGCACGUCAUGAUUCGCUGUCAGGAUCUGAAAUAUGAUGUUGGUGGAGGAGAGAAGUUUGACUCUUUAACAGACCUUGUGGAGCAUUAUAAGAAGAACCCUAUGGUAGAAACUUUGGGUACAGUUCUACAGCUCAAGCAGCCUCUGAAUACAACUCGUAUCAAUGCUGCAGAGAUUGAAAGUCGGGUGAGAGAAUUAAGCAAAUUAGCCGAGACCACAGAUAAAGUCAAACAAGGGUUUUGGGAAGAAUUUGAGACUCUCCAACAGCAGGAAUGCAAGCUCCUCUAUAGUCGUAAAGAAGGUCAACGGCCAGAAAAUAAAAACAAAAACAGAUAUAAGAACAUUUUACCCUUUGAUCAUACCAGGGUCGUCCUACAUGAUGGGGAUCCAAAUGAACCGGUUUCAGAUUACAUUAAUGCAAAUAUUAUCAUGCCUGAAUUUGAGACCAAGUGCAACAAUUCAAAACCCAAAAAGAGUUAUAUUGCAACACAAGGCUGUCUACAGAACACAGUGAACGAUUUCUGGAGAAUGGUGUUCCAGGAGAAUUCACGAGUUAUUGUCAUGACGACGAAAGAAGUAGAGAGAGGGAAGAGUAAAUGUGUCAAGUACUGGCCUGAUGAAUAUGCUCUAAAGGAGUAUGGGGUUAUGCGCGUUAGGAAUGUCAAAGAAAGUGCUGCUCAUGAUUAUACAUUACGAGAACUGAAACUCUCUAAGGUUGGACAAGGGAACACGGAGCGAACUGUGUGGCAGUACCAUUUUAGAACCUGGCCUGAUCACGGUGUGCCCACUGACCCUGGGGGUGUUCUGGACUUUUUAGAAGAGGUCCAUCACAAGCAGGAGAGCAUUCCUGAUGCAGGCCCUGUGGUGGUGCAUUGCAGUGCUGGGAUUGGCAGGACAGGAACUUUCAUUGUGAUUGACAUCCUUAUUGACAUUAUCAGAGAAAAAGGUGUGGAUUGUGACAUUGAUGUUCCCAAGACGAUUCAGAUGGUGAGAUCCCAGCGGUCAGGGAUGGUCCAAACCGAAGCCCAAUACAGAUUUAUCUACAUGGCGGUGCAGCAUUAUAUUGAGACACUGCAGCGCAGAAUCGAAGAGGAACAGAAAAGCAAGAGAAAAGGACAUGAAUAUACAAACAUUAAAUAUUCCCUAGCGGACCAGACAGGUGGAGAUCAAAGUCCUCUACUACCCUGCACACCGACUCCAACCUGUCCAGAAUGUGACUAUUCCCCUUCACCCCCAAAAGGUCAAGAAAGAUGCAAGGACUUUCAUGUGAAGAAUGAAUUUGGAAGGUUUGCAUUCUGACUGUUUAACUUCUGCUAAUAAGCAAAGUGCAAAACUAUAUAAAGAUUAUGAUUUUUUUCUCUCAACAAUACCUGAUUUACAAUUGCUUGUUUUUUAAAUAAGAAGAAAUCAUCUCUACAAUGUAGACAAUGUUAUAUUUUAUAGAAUUUUGUUUUAAAUUGAG
Gracilinanus agilis (Agile Gracile Mouse Opossum) is the source of this 2092-nucleotide messenger RNA. RefSeq names its product protein tyrosine phosphatase non-receptor type 11 (gene PTPN11). The record is from RefSeq and is a predicted model, not a curated record. The coding region runs from base 1 to 1929 and encodes 642 amino acids. Gene Ontology annotation, biological process: protein dephosphorylation. Gene Ontology annotation, molecular function: protein tyrosine phosphatase activity. NCBI's taxonomy places the organism in Eukaryota, Metazoa, Chordata, Mammalia, Didelphimorphia, Didelphidae. The transcript is spliced from 15 exons.